This is a messenger RNA of Carya illinoinensis, 1168 nucleotides long. Its product is annotated as disease resistance protein RPV1-like. NCBI's taxonomy places the organism in Eukaryota, Viridiplantae, Streptophyta, Magnoliopsida, Fagales, Juglandaceae. The transcript has 2 exons. The record is from RefSeq and is a predicted model, not a curated record. Bases 160 to 1140 code for a protein of 326 amino acids.
GAGUCUAUUGGACUUCUGAAAAGAGUUGUCUUGUUGAAUUUGAAAGGAUGCGAGAACCUUAAGAAUCUUCCAAAAAGCAUUUACAGCUUAAGGUCUCUUGAAAGUCUUGAUUUAUCUGGCUGCUCAAACGUUGACAAGUUAUCAGAAGAAUUGGGAAACAUGAUAUCUUUGACAGAGCUGCGAGCGGAGGAAACCGGUAUUAAGCAAUUACCAUCUUCCUUUGGCCUUUUGAAGAAUCUGAAAAUUGUCUUAUUAUCUGGAAGUACAGGACACUCAUCAAAAUCUAGGUUGUCACAUUUCUUGCCGUGGAUGUCACCAAAAAGAUCGAACCCCAUAAGUUUGUUGCCUCCUUCUGUUUCUGGGCUGCGUUCUUUGACAGCACUAGUACUCCAUGAUUGCAACUUGUCCGAAGAUGGGAUUCCCAAUGAUUUGGGGGACUUAGUUUCACUCGAGGCUUUGUAUCUUUCAAAAAACAACUUUCGGAACCUACCUCAGUCCAUCGGUCGCCUUCCUAAAUUAGAUCGUUUGAGUUUGAGUGGGUGUACCACCCUUCAAUCUAUUUCAGAACUCCCCGCAAGUUUACGAGACUUGAAUGCAAAUGGCUGCACAUCAAUGGAAAGUCUCACAAAUCUCUCAAACCUAAAAGAACUAAGAAAUUUACGUCUUGCUAAGUGCCACAAACUGGUUGAGAUUAAUGGCUUGGAGAGUUCGAAAUUUACAUUAUACAUUCAAAUGCAAGGAUGCAACAAUUUAUCUCAUGAUUACAGGAUGAGCCUUCUCCAGUCAUUGACCAUGGGUGCUUGUUUGGGUGAUCUUAUCGUUUUCCUCCCUGGUACUGAAGUUCCAAAUUGGUUUAGCCAUCGGACGACUGGAUCUUCAGUAUCUUUUCAUGUACCUUCGCUUACAGAGGGUGAAGUCUGCAUUUUACUUUUUUGUGCUGUUCUUGCAUUCGAUGACGCAACCAAACCGUUUGUGAAUAAACCUUUCGUGAGAAUGAUUAACAAAACUAGAGGCGAAAUUUAUGAUUGUUACCCAUCAAUCUGUGUUCUUCCUGUAACUGUUGAAGAUUAUUUGUUGGUAUUCAAGAUACCGGUUACAAGUAAUCAAGAAGGUGUACAACGACGUUUGGAAACCCGUUGAAGUGAAAAGGUGUGGAAUUCAUCUGCUA